AUGUCCCUGAAAGAAGUAGAGAAAUGGAUGACUCUCAGAGUUGUUGAUGCUUAUGAGUCUGGGGUUGGGGCAGUUUUGUUGCAAGCCAGAGACGAUGGGUUACAGCCUAUAGCCUUCUUCUCAGCAAAGUUCCAGCCGCACCAGAAGGCUUACUCUACUAUUGAAAAAGAAGCCCUCGUGCUGGUACUGGCCUUGGACCACUUCGAUGUUUAUGUGGGCCAGAAUUCACAGUCUGGUCCUGUUGACGGAACUCUGUCAUUAACCAGCAGUAACAUUGAACUUGUGAAUGAAACUAGACAAGAAACAAAGAUCAAGAAGACUGUUAUUGACCUCUUGAGAACUCCUGUUAUGAGGAUGCGAUCACUCAACAUGUUUUUCUGUUGGGUUGUCUGCACUCUGGUAUACUAUGGACUAUCCUCCACCACCAUCAGUUUGGGUGGCAAUAUCUUUGUAAAUUUCAUCGCCAUGAUGCUGGUCGAGAUUCCAUCAUACGUCUUCACCUUUCUCGUUCUUGACAGACUGGGAAGGAAGGCCUCGCUCUCAUUCAUGUUUUUACUCGGUGGAGUCACAUGCUUUAUAUCCGGAUUUAUCCAUGAAGGUAAAUUAUGUGAAUGUAUGGAAUACUCCAUGACUACACCCAUCCCCACCCAUACCUUUAUUCACACCUACUCCAGCAUUCCCCUGCCCACACACAAACACACACACACAUUGCAGUGAUGUAAAA
Cherax quadricarinatus is the source of this 724-nucleotide messenger RNA. The record is from RefSeq and is a predicted model, not a curated record. Lineage: Eukaryota; Metazoa; Arthropoda; Malacostraca; Decapoda; Parastacidae.